Messenger RNA from Branchiostoma floridae (Florida lancelet), 488 nucleotides. RefSeq names its product ATP-dependent RNA helicase SUPV3L1, mitochondrial-like. The record is from RefSeq and is a predicted model, not a curated record. NCBI's taxonomy places the organism in Eukaryota, Metazoa, Chordata, Leptocardii, Amphioxiformes, Branchiostomatidae.
ACUUCCAAGUGGUACAAUCCAUUUCCCACUAUGCACCAUUCCAGCAUGGUGGACGUCUGGUCGAGAAAAAUAUCAUGUUGACAACUUUUCACCUUUUUAACUUGCGAAACGGGUCUUAAACACGCAGUUCGUGGACACAGCGUUACUUUAAGACUUGUCGAGGUGUAUGCCUUGGACAGCAUGAGUUUUGUACGGCUAGGUAGGGCGGUUGUACGCGUAGGGAAUGCGUACUCUUUGAGAACUCGGCUUCGACCUCCAGUUGCAUCAUCACUGACAUGGACACAGCAAGGUUUCUCUCGGUCAAAGUCAAGCACAUCGGACUACGAUACAACACUGUUCAUCCCCGUGCCCAUCAAGACUGUUAAUAACGCAGACGACAUCAAUGUAGGGUUUGAGCUGACGGGAGAGCCACUAGAGAAAAGUGAAGUGUUAAAGGCACUGAACAGGUUUUAUAAGAGGAAAGAAAUCCAGACUCUAGGAGCAGAAAA